Molecule: messenger RNA, 470 nt
Organism: Zootermopsis nevadensis
Lineage: Eukaryota; Metazoa; Arthropoda; Insecta; Blattodea; Termopsidae
Product: cytochrome c oxidase subunit 7C, mitochondrial
Biological process (GO): mitochondrial electron transport, cytochrome c to oxygen
Cellular component (GO): respiratory chain complex IV
Source: RefSeq, a predicted model, not a curated record
UAGUUAUGUUGCUAGUCUCUAUAGGACGCACUUCCUGUCCUACUCAGCUGAUAAUUUUAGGAAUCGAAUAUGCUGUCUGGAAGGAUUUCACAAUUUGCAAGGAAUUUCAUUACUUCAGCCUCCAGGAGAAGUGAACAUGACCAUGGGGGAAUUCCAGGAAAGAACAUCCCAUUUGACAUCUCAAACCGCUACAAACUAACAGUUCUUUUCAUAGCAUUCUUUGGGAGUGGAGUCGGUGCACCAUUUAUGAUACUGAGGCAUCAGCUGUUGAAAAAGUGAAAUAUUGUACUUAUGUUGGUGAAACUGUAGAAAACGUUAGUAAAGGACAUCGGAUGUGGUCUGGUUGCAUAUGAGAUGAGAAUUUUCUUGUAUCACACAUGUUGUGAGAAUAGUAUGCAAGUGUAGUUACUCCUCACAUGUUUAUUAUUUAACAGACAAAUGGAAAUAAAUUUGUACAGUACAUAAUCUGA